AUGACAGAUAGUGGAAAAGGAAUACGGAUACAAGUGGCAGAGUCUCAGAGGAUGGCUUAUCAGUUCAUUAUGGAGACAGCAGAUCAACCUACAACAUUUGCCUAUAGUAUGGACCAAGCAAACAAGUCAAAUGACUUUAUGUUACCGCAUGAUGAGCUUCUAAACAAGGACAAAACCAUCAAGGAGCAUGAAGAGAUUUUACAUAAAGGUUCUGAUCUACCUUCAAAAUGGACAUCUCUGCAAAUCACUAAAAGUGCUGAUAGCAAGAGUAUGGAGUUUCUUGCAAAGUUGGCCAAAGAUGCACACCAGAGAGCGGGCUUGAGGAAGAUGCCUGCCUCAGUCAGUAUACUGGAUGGAGAUGCUCUGGGCAUGAAUCAAGAUUAUGUAAUGGAGGACCCUCAGAAGUUGGGAGAUCCUGUGCAAGAUUUUGCUCUUAGCAUCGACGGUUGUUCCAAUAUCUUAACGAAAACUUUUAACAUCAGAGCUGCAAUGGUCUUAAGACACAACAUCAAGGAACUGUCUAUGAACAUUAAUCUCAUCAUAAAUGGGAAGAGUAUCCUCACCUACUCACAGAAACUCUGUGAGCCGAAUGGCCGAAGGUUUAUUUUCUGUGGAAAGAAAAAAGGAGAACAUAUCUACUACGAAGGGCCUGUCACACUGGGAAUCCAUGAAAUCCCCCAAGGAGAGUACACAGUUUCAGUGAUGCUGUAUAAUGAAGAUCAUCUCACUGUUGCUUGUGCUGAUUUUACCAUAAAAAAUAAAUAAUUUUUCCCCAUAUAAAGCAAAGAAGUGAUCAGAAACAGUUCAUUUAAAGGGGCAGGUCACCAAAAUAGUGCAAGCUUUGUAGCUGAGAAAGCUAGUUAUAUUCUACAGUGAUAUUGAAGGAAAUAAUUCCACUCAGAGGUUCAGGUGCUAUUCUUGUUUAUAAUCUAUUGCUUUUAGGAAGUCACUAGAACCCCAAGAGAUAAUUUAUCCUAUGACAUUCACUGUACUCCAUUUGUUUUUGUUUCUAUAAUAUAUGGCUGCUUUAAAAUAGCAAGAGUUUUAAAUGCUCAAAAGCCUUCUAGUCCACUAACUGCAGAACUGCAUGAAACAGGCAUUGCUCAGUGAGCUGUCUAGCAGGAGGAGAUCAGAGCUUUUUUCCUGGGCUACUGGAGGCAGGAGGGAACUUAGCACAGUGUUUCCCAAACACAGGCAUGCCUGCUAGAGCGAUGGCUUUUGUGAUUGACACUAGGCAGGGAGUUCCAACCACAGAACCCUUUCCUACCUGAACUUGGUGCAGUGAAUGUCUGUAUCAUUUUACACAUGCUCAUUUUACACAAUGAUAGACUUGGAUUGUCCCAGAUUUCAAUUUUGUUCAGUCUGACAUGAUAGGGGAUUUGGAGCAACCUUAGUUUAACUAAAUGAGAGGCAGGCCAACAUUAUACCAGAGGAGAGGAGUUGCAGUUGCUGCAUUAAGAGAAGAGGACACUGGCACUGCCCAGGUCUUACUCUUAGAAAUUGAUGCCUUGGGAACCACUAUACUGCACUCAGUCUCUGGUGGGGAGGAGGGAGUGCCUCACAUUAUCCCUUCCAAAUUCAGUAUAGUUCAGUACCUAACACAGGGCCAUUUAAAAAAAAAAAGCUUCCAAUAUCUUACAUUGGCUAUUA
Messenger RNA from Mauremys reevesii (Reeves's turtle), 1650 nucleotides. It is a transcript of the gene LY86, whose product is annotated as lymphocyte antigen 86. The record is from RefSeq and is a predicted model, not a curated record. The transcript is spliced from 8 exons. Gene Ontology annotation, biological process: innate immune response; positive regulation of lipopolysaccharide-mediated signaling pathway. Bases 1 to 765 code for a protein of 254 amino acids. NCBI's taxonomy places the organism in Eukaryota, Metazoa, Chordata, Testudines, Geoemydidae.